Messenger RNA from Ochotona princeps (American pika), 2588 nucleotides. RefSeq names its product BCL2 interacting protein 2 (gene BNIP2). Gene Ontology annotation, cellular component: cytoplasm. Gene Ontology annotation, biological process: apoptotic process. The coding region runs from base 251 to 1234 and encodes 327 amino acids. The transcript has 11 exons. The record is from RefSeq and is a predicted model, not a curated record. Lineage: Eukaryota; Metazoa; Chordata; Mammalia; Lagomorpha; Ochotonidae.
CGCGCUGUUGUCACUUCCGCCCCGAGAUGCGCUCUGCGUCCGGGUCGUUUGCGGCGGGGGACUAGGCUGGUUCUGCACCGCCGGCCGGGAGGAGCGGGCUCCUCUCGGCGUUGUCUUCUGCGACCUGGCAGUCAGCCCCACGUCGUCGGCCUGGCGGGUCCAAGAGGACGAGGGGGCCCAGGCUUCCUCCGGGGACAUUGGCGCUCCAGAUUCUCCAGGACUGGUAGCUGACAUCGAGUCCAAGCUAAGGAUGGAAGGUGUGGAACUUAAGGAAGAAUGGCAAGAUGAAGAUUUCCCAGUACCUUUGCCAGAAGAUGAUAGUAUUGAAGCAGACAUACUAGAAGUAACUGGACCAGAGAGCCAGCCUGGCUCCCUGGAAGUUAAUGGAAAUACUAAAGUAAGAAAGAAAUUAAUGGCUCCAGACAUUAGCCUGACCCUGGACCCUAGUGAUGGCUCUGUGUUGUCUGACGACUUAGAGGAGAGUGGGGAGAUUGACUUGGAUGGCUUGGACACACCCUCAGAAAACAGUAAUGAGUUUGAGUGGGAAGAUGAUCUUCCAAAACCCAAAACUACUGAAGUGAUUAGGAAAGGCUCGAUUACUGAGUACACAGCUGCGGAGGAGAAGGAAGAUGGGCGGCGCUGGCGCAUGUUCAGGAUUGGAGAGCAGGACCACAGGGUGGACAUGAAGGCAAUUGAGCCCUAUAAAAAAGUUAUCAGCCAUGGAGGAUAUUAUGGGGAUGGGUUGAAUGCUAUUGUCGUGUUUGCUGUCUGCUUUAUGCCUGAAAGUGGUCAACCUAACUACAGAUACCUAAUGGACAAUCUCUUUAAGUAUGUUAUUGGCACUUUGGAGCUGUUAGUAGCAGAAAACUACAUGAUCGUUUAUUUAAAUGGUGCAACAACACGCAGGAAAAUGCCAAGUCUGGGAUGGCUCAGGAAAUGCUACCAGCAGAUUGACAGAAGGUUGCGAAAAAACUUAAAAUCUCUAAUCAUUGUACAUCCAUCUUGGUUUAUUAGAACACUUUUGGCUGUCACAAGACCAUUUAUUAGCUCAAAAUUCAGCCAAAAAAUUAGAUACGUCUUUAAUUUGGCAGAAUUAGCAGAACUGGUCCCCAUGGAAUAUGUUGGCAUACCAGAAUGCAUAAAACAGUAUGAAGAAGAAAAGUUUAAAAAGAAACAGAAAAGAGUUGAUCAAGAGCUUAAUGGAAAACAAGAUGAACCAAAAAGCGAGCAGUAAGUUUGGCAUCUAGUCCAAACAAGACUGAAGAACAUGCUGAUGAAGCAAUCCUGUUUUGCAUUUAUAAUGCAUUUAUUGGCCCAUAUUUUAUGUAAUCUGUUACAGAAUUGACUUGACUUUUUCCUAAUGGACUUUUGUACAAGGGACUGUUCACUGCUGUAUUGGUUUGCAAAUUUCUUGAAUUUAGCUCCUUUAAUAGCUAACUUUAUUGUAAUCAUUUUAUAUUUUAUAGUACUAAUUAGCAGAGAACUACACUUUAUAUGAAAGUUUUGCAUUUGUUUAUUGAAUGAUGCAUCUUCUUCAGUAAAAUAUUUAUAUGCAUAAAUGUUAAAGAAAUAAUAUAUAUUUUUAUGUUUCUUGAGCAAUAUUUUUAAAUGUAUACCUGUCUUAUGGAAGCAUAUGCAGGUAACCAAGACCAUAGUUUUAUAAAGUACAUGUUAGGAUUUGUCUUUAUUUUGUAAAUGGUUAAAUACAUUUCCUGGGUAACUUAGAAAAUUAAGUUGCUCAUAAGAUGAGGGACAGUCAGACUGAUUCUCUUAAACAUCCAAAGAUCAUGUGUGUAAUCUCAUCAGAUUUGGUGGCAUGCUAGGCUGUUGUCUAACUUAACAUGUAUUGUUCCUUAAUUCAGAAGAGCAACUGCAAGUGCGAUGCACAGUUUUUUUCCUUUUUAAACUGAAAGAGAGGUCAAAAAGCCAUUUUUAGAAAUAACAGGAUUUAAGAGGCUAAGAAUUUGUGUUUGUACAUAUGUAUAUAAUGGGACAUUUUAUCUUCUGGCCCAGAGUCAGAAGUUUAUAAAGUCUUGGGUUUGUUCACUAAUGUGAAGUGAGCUGUGUGUCCAGGGUAUUGCUCUCUUCUGUGUGUGUGAAUGCUGUGGAGUUUUGCAAAGAAUGAUGAGUUCUUCACUGUCAUGACUUUUUCUGUAGAAAACAGGCUGCUUUUUAAACUGCUCUCACUGUGAGCACUUUACCAAGUCCUUCCAUCUCAGUUAUUUGAGCUUGUCCCAGAUGAUCUGUCUCCAGGUUGCUGUUGGGUCAUUGUUAACAGUACUGUAAAUUAGGGUAAAGCAUCAUCUUCGUGUGGGGUCUUGGAUGACACAAUGAACGCAUGUCAACUCUUUGUUUUAUUCAGUCACCUACUGAACCAUUCAGAAUCAACAGAUUGGUCUAAUGCUGUAUUGGACAUUUGAAUGACUCAUGUAUUUGGUAAAUGUACCAUCUUCCAAACCUCUUCCAGCCACUCUCCAGCCCCUUGUGUGUUUUUCAAGAUUUAGGCCUGGCGCAGCAAAAUUGAAGAGAAUAGAAGUAAGCCUUAAAGGCUUAAUCUGUCUUCUGUUAAACACAUAGUUUGUGCAAAA